Molecule: messenger RNA, 1198 nt
Organism: Moneuplotes crassus
Lineage: Eukaryota; Ciliophora; Spirotrichea; Euplotida; Euplotidae
Source: the annotation of a GenBank genome assembly
AUAGAAGUUAAAUGGGAAAUUGUAAAUGCUCUCCGAUCGAGAGUUGAGAGUUGUUUGAUUCAGAUCCAACCCCCAAAGCUAUCUGAAUCACUGAUUUCGAACCAGACUGAGUCAUCGGAAAAGGAGGAUUUGGUAAGGUUAAAUAAGGUCAAACAUAAACUCGAUGACAAAUUAUAUGCAAUGAAGGAGAUGCUCAAAAUAAGAGUUUGUGGAAAAUAAAAGCAUUGCCAGUGUUUUGGAAGAACGGAAUAUCCUUGAAACCCUUCACCAUCCUUUGCUGAUUAAUAUGAAAUAUGCAUUUCAGACAAGAAGUCAUUUGUACUUAAUUAUGGAUUUGCUCACUGGGGGAGACAUGAGGUACCACCUGAUAAAUAGGGUCAAAUUUAAAGAGAAAGAAACUAGAUUCAUAGUAGCAUGAAUGGUAUUAGCACUUGAGUACAUCCAUUCUAAUGGGUAUAUUCAUAGAGAUAUUAAACCAGAGAACUUGGUUUUUGAUGCUGAAGGUUAUGUCCAUAUCACCGAUUUUGGAAUAAGUAAAUAAAAUGCGUCCCAAUAAUAAAGUUGAUACAAGCGGAACUCCAGGUUAUAUGGCUCCAGAGAUCAUGUGUCGACAAAAUUAUAACUACUCAGUUGACUAUUUUGCAGUUGGAGUCAUUGCUUUUGAAUGAAUGUUCCAAAGAAGACCAUUUCUUGGUCGAACUAAGAGAGAAAUAAGAGACUACAUGUGCAAUACAGAUGUUCAGAUCCGCCAAUCAAAAAUACCAUUUGGCUGGAGUUACGAAUCUGCAGAUUUUAUCAAUCUUUGUAUUAAACGGAAAUAAGUUUGAAAGGAUUGGCCACCGAGGUAUUGAAGAAGUCAAAAGUCAUGCUUGGCUUAAAGAUUUCGAUUGGGAAGGUUUACGGAAUAAAACCUUAAAACCUCCUUUCACACCUCCAAUGAAAGAUAACUAUGACACCCGGAACUCUACAUAUAUGUUCAAAGACGAUUAUUCCCAAAAAUCUUUGAAAGAAGUCAAAGGAAUGAUGGAUGGAAAGAUUAAAGAAAUAGAUGACCUUCAAAAAUAUUUUACAAAUUAUUAUUAUGAUUAUAGAGAAAGAGAAAGGGAUGCAUUUUUGAUGACUCCAACUCUUGCGAAAGAUUUGAAAGGGACAGGUACUAAAUUUAUGACAUAAUAUUAUCACUACAGUUCAAUACGAG